AUGAUAGAAGAGGAAAACACUGAAGAGCCGCCUGCCCUCCCGCCAUGCGAGAUCUACGGAUAUCAUAAGGAAUCUCAGAGGCCGACGGGGGUCGACGAGUCAUGUGCCUUGUGUUUUUAUCACGAUGGCGAGCAAAACCUGGCCGUCGCUGCUGGAAACAUUUUGUCAGUCUAUCGAAUUUCUUCGUCAAAAGACGAAUCUGGAAAUAACGUCGACAGUUUUGAACUUUGUGACGAAUUUGAACUCUGGGGCACUGUUAUCUCAAUGUCCCGGGUGCGCUUCAGCGGCAGCGUCCGGGACUCGUUGCUCCUCUCCAUUGAAGAGUCAAAAUGCGUGAUUGUCGAGUACGAGCCUGAUACAGGUUCGCUAACGACUGUUUCGAUGCAUUACUUCCAGGACGAAGAUCUUCGCCGGGGAUUUCGAAAACUCAACUCGAUCGCACUGGCACGCGUAGAUGGGUUCAAUAGAUGCGCGGCUGUGUUGAUUUAUGGCUCCUAUCUUGCGAUUCUUCCUUUUCGACGAGCUACGGGGAGGGAUAUGUCCGGUCGAACCCAUCAAGCCGUAGCUUCCUUCAUGAUCGACGUACAGAAUUUGCCAGUAAAGGUCGCCUCAGUCAUUGAUUUUCAAUUCCUCGACGGCUACAACGAUCCUACACUGCUGAUUCUCUAUGAAGCGUUGCCGACUUGGACGGGUCGUGUCACCGAAAGACAAGAUACAUGUGGGAUCGUUGCACUUUCGAUUAAUCUGAUCGACCAAACGCACCCCAUCAUUUGGCAAAUGUCGGGCUUGCCCUUCGAUGCAUCAGCGAUCUUUCCCAUUCCGAAACCGCUUGGAGGAUCGCUUCUGUUCGCCACCAACUCGCUUAUCUAUUUGGACCAGUCUGUGCCACCGUACGGUGUCGCUCUCAAUAGCCUCACAUUUGGCUCUACGAACUUUGCUUUGAAGGAGCAGGAUGUUUCCCCGUUGAAUUUGCUCAAUUGCAGAGCGUGUAUGUUAUCCAGCGAUUCUAUAUGCGUCUCCCUCGAAACCGGAGAUGUUUAUGUGAUCACACUGAAGAAGGACUCACUGAAUAAUGUCAGGAGAUUUCACUUGGAUCAGGUCGCCUCAUCUGUCAUUCCUACGACGCUUACAAAAUUAAACGAUAACUUGAUAUUUCUCGGCUCCAGAUUAGGCAACUCUCUGCUGUUACGUUACAAAUGCGACAAUCAAGUUACUUCUAAAAAAUCAUCCCUAUCAGUUGAAAACGGCGAUGCCAAAUCAAAUAAUCAAGAAAAUGGCGGUGAGAACGAAAUGGAAGAAGAAAACCCCCUCGAUUUCGAAAUGGAAAAAGAAGAAAACUCUCCUGAGAAAAAACGAAAACGAACGAGUGAUCCGUCCGGGGAUUGGGAAAAAGUCCACAGCAAUGGCACUGUGCCAAAGCGCAACAAAACAAUCUUCGAGGCCGAAGAAGACGAGCUCGGUGCGAUUGACGGGUACUACGGAGACGAGAUUUUCAACCUUGACGUUAAUUUGUGCUAUGAAUUCGAGACAAUGGAUAAUAUUUCGAAUAUUGGCCCUUGUGGACCAGUAGAGUUGAUCCACACAUCCAACCACAACGAUAGCUACGACCAUGUAGGAAGCGACGCAAGAGAUAGAAACAUCGAUGUUUGCAUUCUCUCAGGCAAGGACAAAACAGGCAGCAUAACAGUCUUGCACAAAUCAGUACGACCAAGUAUAGCAUCAAAUUUUCCCUUCCCAAUGAAUUUCAAUGACAUGUGGACAUUGCGCAGAUCAGAAUCGACAAGACAUAGUCUCUUAGUUAUGACGAAGAAAGACCAGACCAUGGUUUUCACAACGGGCCAGAUCCUCGAAGAAUUGAAAAAGGAGGAGUGCGGCUUGGCAACGAACGCGAAAACGAUAUUUUGCUCAACCAUCGGUAAUGGAAAAUACAUCGUGCAAGUACUCCCACGCGCAGUUGUCCUGGUCGACAUGGACACGCAGGAGACGAUUCAGAACAAACCAUUCGAUCUCAACGGACAGAUUAUCCAAGCAGUAGCCUGUGAUCCUUACUUGGUCAUUCUCGCUUCGAAGGGGACAAUCAUCUCACUUGUUCUGCAUACCAAUUCCGAUGGAAGUGUUAUGAUGAAGACCUCGACUGCGCCUGAGUGUUCGUCGGACGACCCUGGCAAGAAGAUCAUGCACAUCUCGCUAAUGAAAGAUGAUGAAGGCCAUUUCGUGCUUGGUAAAGGGAGUCCCGACAUUAUUCGAAAUCAAGAAGCAAAAGAAAAGAAACUAUCCGAGAAAAAAGAGAAACAGUCUGAGCCUUCGUUAACUCAACAUGGCGAUGACGAGAACAGAGAAGAAUUCCACUUAGAUUUCAAUACAAUUCUCACGGCAGAGGAAGAAGAUGAACUGCUGUACGGGGAUAUAGAGGAGCCAACAGCAGAUUCAGUGUUCUUGAAUGAAACUGCAGAGGGCGAAGAGUUCGAAGAAUUUAUCGACGGCGAUGCUAAGGGCCGACAUUGGUUGUUCCUCACUCGAGCAAACGGAAACCUUGAGAUAUAUUCACUGCCAGAUUGCAUUUUACGUUUCGGAGACCGAAACUUUGCCAAUGCUCCUAAAAUCAUCGAAACUAGCCGUUUUGAGGGCUCUGAUGGACGCCGAUUAGAUGUGAUGGACGUGCAGGAAAUGAACGUCUUCAAAAUGGGACCAUGCGGACUGCCUUACAUAGUUGUGAUGAUUGCGGAUCAGUUGAUGAUUUACCGUUUCCGCGCCACUCCAAUUCGAUUCCAAACGGAAAAUCCGGUCCUGUCUGGUCGAUUUAUCAAAUUCCAAGACAAAACGAAAUUGUUACGUCGGAUUCCAGGUGUCAGCGAUGAAAUUAUCAAGAAACACCGGAACAACAAAAUGAUGCGACAAUUCAAGAAUAUACAAGGACACAAGGGAGUAUUCCUAGGUGGGGCUUAUCCCCACUGGAUCUUCUCCGGACAGGACGGCAGAUUAAACAUUCAUUCUAUGUGGCAGGAGGGAUUUGUAAACGCGUUUACUCCAUUCGACAACGAAUCGUGCCCACACGGAUUCCUCUACUUCCGCCAUUCCACAAAAACACUCACAGUUGCGACUCUUCAGCCGUUUCUCAAGUACGACGCAGACUGGCCCUUCAAAAAAAUCAAGCUCAACUACACGCCGUGCUUUUCAUCGUACGAUCUAGAGCAAAAAGUGUUGACCAUCUGCGGCUGCAGAAAUGAGAAGAUCGAAAUGCUGCCCAAGAUCAAUGCGGAAGGACACAAGGAGUAUGAAGAUAUGCCUGAAGUAGCCAAUGUCGAAACUCAGCUUUUCCCACAGUACUUCGUUGAAAUGUUCAGUCCGUCAACUUGGGAAGUAAUUCCUAAUUCAAGGAUAGAAAUGGACGCUCAUGAGCAUAUUCUGUGUUGUCGCUCGGUCUACCUAAAAUCGGAAGCAUCAAUGAGCGGCAGAAAACAGUACAUAGCAAUCGGAACGAGCAAUGUUUGCGGAGAAGAUUAUCAAAGUAGAGGAAGACUCAUCUUACUAGAAGUAAUCGACGUUGUUCCAGAGCCUGGGAAACCACUUACUCGCUACAAAUACAAAACCGUUUAUGACGAGUCACAGAGAGGACCAGUGUCGGCGGUAGACUCACUCGAUGGUGCCCUUAUCGCCGCCAUAGGACAGAAAGUAUUCAUUCACGCUUUUCAAGAUGACAACUUGCGAGCCACCGGUUUCGUUGAUACACAACUUUACACACAUGCGACGCACUGCUUUAAAAACUACGCACUUGUCGGCGAUAUCCAACAGGGGAUUACGCUUCUGAGGCACCAAGGAGAGCGAAAUUGCAUCAGUUCUAUUUCCCGUGCGCGUAGAGCUGGCGAAGUCAUGGCUGUAGGAAUCUUACUCGACGGAAACCAGGUCGGGCUCGUUUCCACCGAUAUGCAGCGAAAUUUACACGUCUACAUGUACAAGCCAGAUCAAAAAGAGUCGAACGGGGGGAAGCAGCUAAUCCGACAAGCUGACAUCAAUCUUGGAAAAAGAGUCAUGUCCAUGUGGAACUCGCUCGCUCGUCAAAACGAUACUUUCACGAAAGUAGCCCUAACAGAAAACGAUGCCAGACACGUCACUUUUUAUGCCGGUUUGGACGGCUCGUUGGGAGACAUUGUGCCAGUGUCCGAGAAAGUGUUCAGAAGAUUGGAAAUGCUGCAAACGCUCGUUCAGAGCCAUCUGCCUCAUUACGGCGGCCUAAAUCCAAGGGAAUAUAGAUACUGUUCGAAUGAGUUCAGAGACCUGGAGAAUGCGGCAAAGAAUAUCAUUGAUGGAGAUUUAUUAGAGAGAUUCAACGGACUGUCCUUCACAGAACAGACCGAUCUAACAAAGAAAACGGGAAAACCAUCAAUGGCUGUAAAAACCGAGGAGGAAAAGGCGGAAGAUCUUCUCCUCCCUGGUCAUGCGAUCAAAGAUAAAUGGCGAAUCACGAAGAAAAUCGGAGGGGGUGGUUUCGGCGAGAUUUACGCGGCGAAGUUCAUCGAGUCAGAAGAAAACGUGGCAAUCAAAGUUGAAUCUUCUAAGCAAUCGAAACAGGUCUUGAAAAUGGAAGUCGCUGUUCUCAAAGCGCUGCAACACAAGUCCGACCACGUUUGCAAAUUUUAUGGCUGCGGUAGGGACGAGCGCUUCAACUACAUCGUGAUGAGUCUCGUCGGAAAGUCGUUGGCAGAACUAAGAAGGGCGCAGCCUAAAGGAACAUUUUCGCUAUCAACGACUCUUCGCCUUGGACGCCACAUAUUGCAAGCAAUCCGGGACAUUCACGAAGUGGGCUUUCUCCAUCGCGACGUAAAACCGUCAAAUUUCGCAAUGGGCGUUUCUAGCAAAGCCAGACAGGUCUACAUGCUCGACUAUGGUCUCGCUCGUCAGUACGUCGACGCCACGGGAAAAGUUCGUCAGGCGCGAACUGUUGCUGGCUUCCGCGGCACUGUCAGAUAUGCCUCAGUCAAUGCUCACAACAACAGCGAAAUGGGACGCCACGACGAUCUUUGGUCGCUUUUCUACAUGCUGAUUGAGUUUCUCCACGGGCAGCUUCCUUGGCGAAAGAUCAAGGACAAAGAUCAAGUUGGACAGAUCAAACGAACAUUCGACCACGACGACUUGCUGAAGCACGAGCGUGUUCCCGAAGAAUUCGAACCCUUCCUCCGUCAUAUUCAAAAUUUAAAAUACGAUAUGAAGCCGGACUAUGACUUCCUAUUCGCACUGCUGGAGUCAGCGACAAAUAGAAAGGAUGUCCGAGAGUCUGACGCCUACGAUUGGGAAUUAACCACCAAGUCAAACAAUUCAAUCUCUCAGAGCACAAGCCCAAGGGAACGCGAAACAUUCGCCGCUGUCCGCGAUGCGACAGGUCGCGAGGAUGAGCAACGAACAGGGGAAAUCAACGGGGAAGCUAGGGGAAAGAACAACAACAAUCUGCUGGACAAGGAGCGCAAGAAGGAUCGCCAGCGCCACAGGUCAAGAAAGAAUCGAGAUCGCGAAAAGGCCCGAGAAGAUACCAACAGAUUAUUACACACAACGGAUCGUCUAGCCGCGCUGGACAUCAACGACAAUGCGAAACACGCGCGAGACGCGAGCGCUGAUGGCGAUCAUCAGAACGAGCGAGAGCGCGUCCGGCGAUCGAGAAAGACCUCGGCUGACCGCAAGACUGGCCUCCGAUCGCGCUCCAAAGAAAUCGACUCCAAGCGUAACUUGCGCAUACGCGACAAGAGCUACGAUCCAAAGCCGCCAAUCUCCAACAAGCCCCACUCUCGAACAUCCGAUCCAAGGUCACGAAGAUAUCGUGUGUCCAAAACUCUCCGCGUAGGAGUUAACGGUGAAAACACAACGAUUUCUGGCGACGAAGCCCUGCAGCAUUCGCGCGGCACUCGUUUAUGA
Messenger RNA from Oikopleura dioica, 5904 nucleotides. The record is from the annotation of a GenBank genome assembly. Lineage: Eukaryota; Metazoa; Chordata; Appendicularia; Copelata; Oikopleuridae.